AUGCAGUUAUGGAGACUAAACAAAGUCAUCGGUGGAUUUGGUGAAAAAUCGCACGUAUCGGCCUCCUACCAAAUUUGCCGAUGGCCUCCUCAAAGGGUUGAAGACAUUCAGUUCGUGGCUGGCUACAAUAUAACGCUUUGCGUUCGACUAGAGGCAAGCGAGUUGAUGACCAGGAGACAAAAGACUUACCCCCUCACUCAUCUGUUUCAGGUUUCGCGAACCAAUCUAGAGGUGUCUUUCGACGAUCUUGCAGCGUUGCCUCGAACAUUGUGGAAAAGGGCGAAGUAUCCUGAGGUGUAUCGCACGUAUCCUCAAGACGUUCCACUAAAACAAAUCGUCGAGGCUGUGAAAGUGGGCCUUACCGUCACUAAUGUAAAAUUGAUUUCUUUUCUUAAGAAUCAUAUCUAUCACAAAAUUAUUCCAACUAAAAUAAGGAAACUGCGAAAUUCACAAUGUUUCACUGAUACUCUCAAUAAAAUCCAGUUACUGUCAUCCGUUUGCCAGAUGCCAGAGUACAAUUUCCCCAUCCACAUUCUGCAAACCAGCUCGACAGUCUGUUCACGCAACACCAAACACGACCUAGUCAUUGUGGUGAAAAGUGGAAUUCUCGGAUGGGACGACAGAAUGGCAUUUCGCGCCUUCAUGCAACGCGAGAGAUCUCGCUGUCCGCAGCUCAACGUGGGAGUCGUCUUCAGUCUCGGAAUGCCACGCAUACAAGGUGGCAGAAUGUUUAAUCGCGAAGGCAAUAUCAUCAGCUUGUCUGGAAUCAGUGGUGACAUGCUCGAGCAAUUCGAUGGCAAGGAAGAUGUUGUGAUGGAACGCAUCAAUAGGGAAAUCGAGGAUUUCGGUGACAUAGUACUGGCAGAUUACGAGGACACGUAUUUCAACUUGACGUGGAAGACCAUCACAAACCUGCGAUGGCUGUCAGCUUUCUGCAACAAGCACCAUGGCAACACGUUCAUGAUUAUUGACGACGAUCAUCGCGUGAAUCUGACCAUGGUGGCGAAGAUGCUCGACAGUGUUUCAACGGAAACAUUGAGAAAGUCUAUUUUCGGAUUCAUUGCCAAAUUCGACUACGCGUAUAGAUCGCCAACGAAGAAGUGGUUCCUGUCCUACCGCGAAUUCCCUUGGGAUUUGAUGUAUCAGUAUCCACGUGGAUUUUCCCAAUUUAUAGGAGCCGACAUCGUCGACGACCUGGCCAUCGCGAGCGCAUACACACGCUUCAAUUACGCACCGGAGGAUGUGUUUCUUGGGAUGAUAGCAUUUAAACUGGACAUCGACUUGCACAAUGUGGACGCAAUGUAUGAUCACGAGGAAUACGAUGAGAGAAAAAACGGGACGCAACCUGCGAUGGUGGCAUUAAGCAAGUAUUUCGAACAUGCAUUCAAACGCUAA
Molecule: messenger RNA, 1395 nt
Organism: Mesocestoides corti
Lineage: Eukaryota; Metazoa; Platyhelminthes; Cestoda; Cyclophyllidea; Mesocestoididae
Source: the annotation of a GenBank genome assembly